Harpia harpyja (harpy eagle) is the source of this 7223-nucleotide messenger RNA. RefSeq names its product SIM bHLH transcription factor 2 (gene SIM2). Gene Ontology annotation, molecular function: DNA-binding transcription factor activity, RNA polymerase II-specific; protein dimerization activity; RNA polymerase II transcription regulatory region sequence-specific DNA binding. Bases 1295 to 3595 code for a protein of 766 amino acids. Lineage: Eukaryota; Metazoa; Chordata; Aves; Accipitriformes; Accipitridae. Gene Ontology annotation, biological process: regulation of transcription by RNA polymerase II. The transcript has 12 exons. The record is from RefSeq and is a predicted model, not a curated record.
CCCGUCCCAUCGCAAGUGCUAAUUGCGGCUCUUUUCUGGCUCCUCUGUAUUUGGGUCCCUCGGAGGGCGCUGCGCGGGCGGACACGUCACGGAUACAUUAUCCCCUCCCCUCUUGAGGCUCUCUUGGCUUUCUGCAGCCUUUGCUAAAGAAUUAACGGAGGGGUCCACUUCAGAGCUCCUUCUGCCCCUGGAAAAAAAAAUAAUAGAAAAAAAAAGAAAAAGGGAAAGAAAAAAAAAAAAGCGGCGAUAUCGGUGCUUUCAGGCGAGGAGCGUGCCGGCUAGGAUUUCUAAGAGAAGGGAAAUUUUACCUUCGAGCCUUGCCGUAUGGUGAGGAUCGCCGCUCCUUGCGGGAGGUGAAGGUAGCGAACCCUCCCUUUAGCCUUUGAAAGGCAUGUCUAUGCGAAAGAGCCACCGCUUUGCUCUUUAAAUACGUGACAAAUAAAAAAAAAAAAAAGAAAGAAAGAAACAAUUCCUGAUAUUGCAAAUUCUUUUUCUUUAAAAGGAGGGAAAAAAAACCCCAACCAAUAAAUAAAUCCAACAAAAUCAAUCCCGCGCCUUUGCCAGCGCUCGGACUUGUUUGGAAAGAGACAACGCUGAAGUGGCACUGGUCCCGAGGAAAACGGAUCCUUUAAUUUGACUCCGCAUGAGAACCACAUUUGGAGCUGGGCGCAGCGGCCGGAGCGGCGGGAGCAGCCCCGCCGCCAGCAGCCCCCCGUGCCCGCAGCCCCGCCGCCAGCCCAGCCCCGCCGCCGCCGCCGCCCCGUGGGGCUCGGCGCCCCCCGCGCCCAGGCGCUGAAGCAGCCCCUCGGGGACGGGGGAAAGCGUCUUUCUGCCGCAAGACCAGCCGCCGCCCGCCGAGAGCUGGCCGAGAGGGAAGCGUCUGAAGGAAAUGCGAGCUUGCGAUUUCGGAGGACUCCAGCCAUCAGCUCCCUCCGCACCGGCUUUGACUUUCGUUUAGCGGGGGGGGGGCUGCUGCCUUGCCGGCUUGUCGUCUCCUCGGCAUCUCGGGCUCCGGGACCAGAUCACUUUGCACUUCGUUAAACGAGCAGCGCGGUCUUUUCUUUCUUUUUUUUUUUUUUUUAAGAGGCAAAGUGUCCAAAAAUGGUUCAGCCUGCUUAGCCCAAUGAUUUCUUGCGUGGACGCUCUAUUUUUAAUAUUUUUUUAUUAUUACUUUUGGACGGGGAAGGAUUGAGCAGAAGAAAUCCUUUAGUGAAGGGAACCCAGUGAUUUGCUCCCCGUUGAGGAGAAGAUCCGAUUCCAGCUGCAGGCAGAGGACCGUGGUUCGUUAGUCGCGAUGAAGGAAAAAUCCAAGAAUGCGGCAAAGACUAGACGGGAAAAAGAAAAUGGAGAAUUCUACGAACUGGCCAAACUCCUGCCCCUGCCCUCGGCCAUCACCUCCCAGCUGGACAAGGCGUCCAUCAUCCGCCUCACCACCAGCUACCUGAAAAUGCGAGCCGUCUUCCCCGAAGGUCUGGGCGACGCCUGGGGACAGCCGAGCAGGAUAGGGCCCUUGGAUAACGUGGCCAAGGAGCUCGGAUCCCAUUUGCUUCAGACUUUGGAUGGCUUUGUUUUCGUGGUAGCAUCAGAUGGCAAAAUAAUGUACAUCUCAGAAACAGCAUCUGUACAUCUUGGCUUAUCUCAGGUGGAGCUUACUGGUAAUAGCAUUUAUGAGUACAUACAUCCUUCUGAUCAUGAUGAGAUGACAGCUGUUCUUACUGCUCACCAGCCUCUUCAUCCUCACCUCUUACAAGAAUAUGAAAUUGAGAGAUCAUUUUUCCUGAGAAUGAAGUGUGUCCUAGCCAAGAGGAAUGCAGGAUUGACAUGCAGUGGCUACAAGGUGAUCCAUUGCAGUGGCUAUUUGAAGAUACGGCAGUAUAUGCUAGAUAUGUCUUUGUAUGAUUCCUGUUACCAAAUCGUUGGACUGGUGGCUGUAGGUCAAUCUUUACCUCCCAGCGCAAUCACUGAGAUCAAACUUCACAGUAACAUGUUUAUGUUCAGAGCAAGUUUGGACUUAAAAUUAAUAUUCCUAGAUUCCAGGGUGACUGAAUUAACUGGAUAUGAGCCCCAAGAUCUGAUAGAAAAAACCCUCUACCACCAUGUUCAUGGCUGUGAUGUGUUCCAUUUGCGAUAUGCUCAUCAUCUGUUGCUGGUGAAAGGCCAAGUCACAACCAAGUACUAUCGACUACUGUCCAAGCAUGGAGGCUGGGUUUGGGUACAGAGCUACGCUACUAUUGUGCAUAACAGCCGUUCAUCACGGCCUCACUGCAUAGUGAGUGUCAAUUAUGUCCUUACAGAUAUUGAGUAUAAGGAACUUCAGUUGUCACUGGACCAGGUUACCAUUUCUAAGUCACAGUUUUCAUGCAGAAACUCAGUAUCUACCUCGCAGGAAACAAGGAAAAUAGUAAAACCCAAAAGUAAUAAAAUGAAGGCAAAACUCAGAACAACGCCUUACCCACAACAGCAAUACAGCUCAUUCCAAACAGACAAACUGGAAUGCAGCCAGGUGGGAAACUGGCGAUCCAGCCCUGCAGUGAAUGCUGCCACCAUUCAAGAACAAAACUUCCAUUCAGAAAACAGUGAACUUUUAUAUGCCCCGUCAUAUAGCUUGCCUUUUUCGUACCAUUAUGGACACUUCCCUGUAGAUUCUCAUGUCUUCAGUAGCAAAAAGCAAAUGCUGCCUUCAAAGUUUGGGCAGUCUCAAGGAGCACCUUGUGAAGUGGCUCGAUUUUUCUUGAGUACGCUGCAGACAAAUGGAGAAUGCCAGUGGCAUUAUGCCAACUCCUUGGUACCCAACAGCCAGUCACCAUCCAAAAAUCUUCCUGAUCAACCAGUGAACAUCAUCCGACAUAAUCUUGCACAGAGUUAUGAAGUGCCCAUAUCAAACAGAAGAUACAGCCAAGAUGCUCUGUCUGACAACUUUACAAGCUGCACAGCACCCAUGCCAGGCAGCAGAUACAAAGAAGAGAUUUAUGAUUCCGGCAUCAUGAAACCCAACAAAAUAGAAACCAGGAUUCAGCCACCUCACCACCUCAUUAAAGAAGAAAACAAAUUAGCUUUUAACAGAGACCUACAAGAAAAAAUGAGCAUUAACGAAAGUUCUUUUUCUAAUUCAAUAACUAACUCCUUGCUGCCAAAAUCAGAAUGUUUCCAGUCUAAAUCUAUAGGACAAUUAAGUCAUCUCCUGCCAGUGCCCUCAGUAUAUGAGCAAACAAGAAGGAUUUGUAUGAAAGAACCCAAAUAUGGGCAUAUUAGUCACCACGCUACAAAUCUAGAUGAACUGGACAGUGAUGAUAGAAUGACUGUAAAGCUUGAUCAUGACUCUGAAAGUGAACGUGUGAUGGAUGUGAGACCCUCCGGACAAGUUCCAUUUGUGCUUCUAAAUUAUCACCAUGUUUUAGCCAAACAUGGUACAUUUCAAACUUCAUCAUGUACAGCAACAGGUCAUGUAGGAGAAAAUUAUGGAUACAAUUCUGAGGAAGUAAAUACAUUUAUUUACAAAACCCAAAGCCCCUCAUCAGCUUCUCCAGAAACCCACAAGGAAUCUACACUACCCCAUUAUAUUGGAACUUCUGUAAUAAUAGCCAAUGGAAGGUGACAGUAAUAGAGGAGUAUUUACAUUUAAUUAAGAAGCCAAACUGUAAUGAUUUGCAAAAAGCAUGAGAAAACAUGGUUACAUGUACUGAGCAUAGCUGAAGGUCAAUGAGGGACAGACUUGUGUGUUCCUGGCAAGCCAUGUGUAAUGGUACCUUCAAGGUCAGGAAAAAAACCCUACAUCCAGCUUCCGUGCUUUGUUGUCACAGAUUAAGCUCUGGUGCCACCGAGAAGACAUGUUACAGAUCUUAUUUUUGUUAUUUUAUAGUAUGCAACAAAAUUAAAUGAUAGGUGUUAUAUGCAGAGAUUUAUAUGAAGAACAUUUUUUUCCUCAACCCCUCCUUCUCAAAAUACAUUCAAGAUUUUUUUAUCAUUAACUACACACUCUAGUUUAGGUAUUUUUGACAAACUGUGUGAAACCUCACAUCAACUCUCCACCUACGUGUUAAAGACCCUGACAAAUGAACUUUGUUUAAAGAGUGGUGAUUUUUAGCAUCCAUAAUGCAGCUGUACUAACUAAGCAGAACUCAGUUUGGAAAAAGCUUAUUUAUUAAUUAUCCAAAAGUUUUUAAACUAAAUAAAUCAAGCCUAAAUUUGAUUUAUUUAACAUAGAUUUCAGUGUUCUGAGAUUGUUACCACCACCAUUUAUCUUGACAAAGAAUGAUAUGACAAAUUAAUACAUACAAAGAUACGUAUUAAAGGGUUACAGGUCUUGUCAUGGCAAAUUGGGACAAAUCCCAUAGCAGGAACUAGACACUAUUCCCCAUAAAAUGUUGUAAUAAGAAAAAGAAGCUUCUAAGCUGUGUGUUUCACUAAGUAUUCUGGGAGAAGGCUGUGCAGAUUUUCGAACCAGCUAGUCAAAAAUACAUCUUAAUAAUAGCACCAGAAAUGUUUUCUUUAUAGUCAAGGGAAUAAUGAUCAUUUAUGCUUUAUUUUAAACUUACCAGUAGACUUCUGAAGUUUGAAACAUUCACCUUUUAACACACUGAACUUCCUCAAGCAUAAAUCUCAUUGUCAACACAAAGGUAAGAUUAAUAUUUGACUGAUUCAUGCACUUCACAAAUAAUGUCAGUGGACAAUCCGAAUACGGAAAGUCAAAAGUCACUGCACAACCACAAAACCCAAAGUUGCACUUGAAGUAAAGCAGAGUUUGAGUACGUCGGGAACCGAAUGCCUUGCACACAUCUCAAUUUGUGCUAAUAAACUGUAGCAAGAGAAAGGCAUACAGCAGACAUUGACAUUUUGUCUAGCCUAUUAUGAAUAGAUUUCCCCCCUUUUUUUACUUCUUUGUAAAGUUUACAAACAAGGAGACAUAUGGAUCUGUGUGUGUUUAAUUGAUAACAGGCAGUCCACUUUGGUUUUUGACCACUUCCCCAAACAUUGUGUGCUCUUGAUAAAACAACGAAUGACUCCCUAAAUAAUAGCUCUAAAUACCAACAAUGAAGGUUGUUGUAGAUCUGAGUCAGCUAUACUUCGCUGUAUUUCUUGGCCCAACUCAAGGCUAAUUUACACUUUUAAAACUUUCUCUCUUUUAUCAGACUCUCUCUAUAGAGACCUUCGCUGAAGAAAAUGCUUACCUGGCUUGUGCAAUAUGGAAAAACAGUUGCUCAUGGAUUGCACCUUGUCAGAUACAAAUGUAAUGAAAUAUACUUUUAAAAAUUACAUGUUCUCCAUCUUUUAUAUGCAGCAAUAAUAUUCAGUCACGUCCUUGUAUGUAUGAAUAUUUAUUGCUAUGACUACACAAAAAUACUUUUACACCAUAUGUUUCAAAACAAUUUUCGGUAUUUUUAUUGCUUCCUAUUAAAGGCUUAACAGAGAAGGUUUUAUUAUGAAUUUAAAUUGAUGUUGACUUGGAAGCUCACAGUUGUCUGACUUUUUCAUUUGCUAAAAAAGCAUGAAAAAUAUAUUUCGUGAUAAAUAUAACAAAAAUACCUGAUCAGCCAUUACCAGAAUACUGCCUUAAAAAAAAAAGCAGAACCAAACCAGCAUAUUCACUCACUCAGUAUAACUGUGCUCCUUGGUUUGUCUAAUGCUAGAGAAGUUAGCAAGUCUACAGAAAUGUUAUGAAUGAAUAUUAUUGUCAUUCUGACUUCAUAAAUUGAAGUGAUGAGACACAAGUUGGUUUUACAGUGGCUUUGGUUAAUAGCCUUCCCAGCCAGCAUUACUAAUAAAUGGGCCCAACUCCUUAGAAGAUGCAAUUAUGCUGACUUGUAUGUUAAUUUUUUUAAAUUAAAACCAUGCCCUAUAAAGGAGUAACUGACAUAUUGUUUGCAUCAUUAAAAAGAAACCUGAUGCGCAACUCUCAUGCUACACUUUUCUCUAUACCUCAUUAGUGACAUUGCUGCACACAAAGUCAAUCUGGUGUAUUUUUCUGUUCUUGUAAGUACUUGUCACUAUAAAAACAUGUUUUCAGGAAUGUACAAAUUAGGCUUCGGUUAAAAAAUGCCAUUGAUAUUUUUCAGUAAAAUACCACAAAAUAUUUUUCCAGCGUCUACCUUGUUAUUCACACUUCCAGGCUUUAUUCAAUGAGCCCGAGCAGAGGAGGUGUUCCAUCAUUCUCCCACAGAUGUUUUACAGUAUGUGAUAUUCAGGUACAUGAACUUUCCCUGUUAGGCAAUAAUGAAUCAAUUAUGCAUUCACAUAUGACAAUACAGGGUAGGCUUUAGAAAAGACCUGUGAUUAAAAAAGCAAAUGUGUGAAACGUUUUUCCUGCCAUUCCAAAAUAGAAACAGCAAUUGCAUGUUCACAUCUGGAAUGUGCGUGAAUUAUAUUGAGAGAAAAAUACGACUUCUAGUCAGUUAAACUACAGAUGUUCAUAGCACAAUCAUACUGCAGAAUGCGGCACAGCCACUGACAGUGGCAAUGUUUUUAAUAAUUGGAAAAAAUUGUGUCACAGAAAUGGAGUAUCAAUUGGAAUACAUUAUGAAAAAUAACCUCAUUUCUCUCUACUGUACUUGUUUGAGCCACUACAGAUACCUUUGUCAUGCGACUUGGUAGGAUUUUAACUCUUAGGGGAGUUCAGAUCUAGCAAGUAAAUGAUAUGGAGAAUAAGAGAGAGAAAGAGAGUGAGAGGGGGAAUAUUUUACAGAAAUGUAAAGUUGGAAACGUUAAUCCCAUAUUGAGGUCUCAAAGUUUUUAUCCUAUUAACAGAAACACUGCAAUGUAAAUAAGGUGAUAAGGGAACAGACUUCUCUCCCAGUCGCAGUAGCCCUGUAAUUUGAAGAAGGGUAUUAAAAUAAUUUAAUGAAAUUAAGCACAGUGGACAAUAGAUGUAAAAUUGGAGAAUAUAUCACUGAGAGAAAGUGCAAAUGAAUGGGAAACCUGCCAGAAUACCAGUAUUUCUCUAAAAAUCACAAAACAGGACACUAAGUAUUUUUUCAACAUUUCAGUCAUACUUCAAAGAGAGAAAAUUUUAUUAUUCCAUUUUUUUCCUGAACAUUAGAUUUUGCUUUUUUUAUAUGAUGCAGAUAAAAGCUAUUUGGCAAACGUAGGUGAAAAAGCACGCAAAACAAACAACCUAUUAAUGCUCAGAAUUAUAUAUGUAUUCCCUAAAAAUGUAAAGCAUUUUUGCUUAUUUAUUAUGUAAAACAAAACUGUUAAAGUGUUAAUAAAAUCCUGUAGCCAAAGGAAAA